AAACCGUUGUGUGUGGAUAAGGGUUACUUUGGGUUUACUUAUUAUCAAUGCUUGUAGUUAUUUGUUGUAAGCUAUUAGUUAAACAACAAAAGUGAAUUUGCUAUUUAGUUUAGUAAGCGUGACAUUGAAAUGACUCUUAACAGGAUCACCAGAGUUGCAAUGAGCUAAACGCGAUACUGACGUGUUCAAACAAAACUUGUAGGUAAGCGAUCGAACAAUUGAACUUCCGAUCAGCAUUUGUGAAUGAUAAGUGCAAGAUUAGCGAGAUGCCAUCUGAGCCGCGACAGUCGACGAGUACGGAAGACAAAGGGAAGGCCAUGGAGACCAACGCGCCCCGGCCCAUGAGGGUGAUUACAUACCCUCCAGAGAGCAGCGCCCAGGGUAUACUGGACACUAUGAACAAGCAUCGAGAGGAAGGUAAAUUCUGCGAUAUUCAGCUGAAAUUAUCACAGUCGAGAACUAUAUUUGCCCACAAGGCCAUACUGGCUCAAAGCAGCGAGUUCUUCGAGCUGAUGUUUGCAAGUGAUUUUAUUGAAAGUGCUAGUGGUGAGGUGGAUGUCUCGCAUCUGGCAGAUAACCCCGAGACGAUCGAGAGUGUUAUAAAGAGUUUCUAUGGACAGGCGUUCGAACUGACGAUUAAAAACGUGUACGACGUUCUCAAUAUGGCUGAGAUGCUGUGUCUAGAACCGAUGAAAGAGAUGUGUUCGUUGGUUAUCCAAGGGAAUAUUUAUCUAGAAAACAUGCCCUCGUUGAUACAAAUUGCAAUGAACUUCAGUCUUGAGGCGCUUCAACAGCAGAUUGCUCCAAUUAUUGGAUCUAGAUUCCACGACUUUAUCUUGCUACAGGAAGAUAUAUUGGAACUUAGUCCCAGUUCAUUUGAGUAUCUAAUAUCACAUAUAAAGACUAAAUUCAUAUGUAGAAAAGCUGAGUAUAUUCUGUUUGUGCUGAAAUGGUAUUCAAGGUCAGAAACAGAAGAACGUGCCGAGCUGAUGUUGCGUGCUCUUGACGUAGAGUUUAAAAUAAGCCGACAUACGUACAUGGAAUUAGAAGGCAGAAUCGAGACCAUAAAAGAACAUCUAGAUGAUGCGAACGCUUUCGUCGAUGCUCAAACACGAGAAGAAUUACUUCUGAAGCUCGCUAAACUGCAACCUGACGGCAUCGCUAACGAGAGACAUUUACACAGUCUUAACACUUUGUGUGAUUCAGACCUUGAGGAUCUGCCACCGAGGGAACGGUGUGAGUUUGAUUACAAAUGGCCGGAGUACGGUCCUCGAACAAAGGAGAAGGGCUAUACCGAGAAAGAACAGGAAAUGUACGUCAAGCACCAUGCAGACAUGGCGGAGGCUGAACAACACAGGGAGUGGGCAGCCAAGUAUCCACAGAAGUUUUCAUUGAGAGGAGACGAUGAUCCAAAUCGACCCAAACGCAUACGUCGAGAAGUCGAUCCGAAACCCUAUCCAAACAGAAGUUUUCAUGUGAAGACUGAUGAAGAAAUUCUUGAAGAGUCUAAGCUGCUGAGUGGUAUUGUUGUUCUUGCGCCAUCGUCAAUUAAUGGGUUUAUCUCAAACGACACACUUGAUGUAUCUAUAUAUAUAACAAGAAAACGCGGCUGGUACAAAAUAACCAGGCUUGAUAUGCAUAGUAUCAUGUUGGCAUUUCCAGGUUACACAAAACCUUCCGACAAAUCUAAAGAACCGCCAAGGAUGAAAAUACGUAAUACGUUAUACGGAGCUGCGUACAGAGACCAAGAUUCUGAUGACGACGACGAGUACGGCGAUAGUGCUGAAAUGAAGCGAAUGAUGCACAUGAUGCGUGGGGCCGAACCGCGCGAUAUGAUGAUGAUUAUGCACAGUAUGCCGCCAUCGAUCCGCAGGCGAAUGGAACGGGAGAUGAUGCGAGGCCGUAUGCCUAGGUCGAUGGAAAUGUUUGGUGGAAUACCUUUUGAAAUGAUGGACGAUCAUAGAAGCCGUGGAAUGAAUGCUGGUCAGGAUACUGAAGUGCGUCUCAAAGCACCGCCGCCUCUAAGUGACAUACUCUGGAAGACAUUGUAUUUCAAGCACAGACUGUACUUUUAUCAUCAGCUAGCUUGCAGUGCAGUCUAUUGUCAUGAUAUCGAGAAAUCGUCUUGGUCCCAAUUAAACUUUGAUCUGUCAGUGGAGAAAAAAGACGAAGACGAGCGUAAAUUGUCUAGCAUUGCAGAUGGCAUUGAGCUUGCAGUAAUGGGUAGGACACUGUACGCUGUGGUAAGGAUUGUCCACCCGGACUACCAUCAGUAUAUACGGUACAUGACCCAGUGGCGACGCGAUCAAGAGGACGAAAAAGAGAUUACCGUCCAUGCCCGCUACAAGAUUUUUAAGUUAAAUGAAAGCGAACAGAAAUUUGACCAUAGGAAUACAACAACGAAAUUAUACAUACAAAUUCCAAUAGACAAAGAGAAGAAAGUGGGGAAUGAUAAAGAAACUGAGCAAGAUAAAGCUCGGGCGAAAGAAAGACGACUCACGGAGCUGUUCAUGAUGCAAAACAUUCCAAUGAAACCGUUAAGACACGGUCUGUUCACAACUAUUUUGUUCGUUGAAAAUGACGAAACGCUGCAUAUUUUUACUGGUCACAAGACGGACAAGUACUAUUUAGAAAAGGAACUUCGCGAUGAUGAAACUGUAUUCCAGAUAGCAACAUAUCUCAUUUAUUACGCAGAUUCAAAUGAAUCUGAUUCAGUCGGUCCUUACUCAUCCCAUAAAUGGAUAGGCGACUUAAUACCAGUCGAGGAUGAUCGCCUGGUUUUCUUAUUGAACAGUAUGUUGGACGGAACGAUAAUGAUUAACCUCGAAAUUCCAGUUGACCAAAACGAUUCCAGUCGGGUUGCAUGUUGGAAACAAACGCAUGUAACAGAUUACUACGAGGGAAUGAAGGGGCAUCCUCGACGCCAGUUCAUUUGCGUCGGUGACGACAAAUCCAUGUGGGUAAUUCGUGGAAAAGAUGACAACACAAGUGAACUGAUGGAGGUAUAUAUGGUUGCAUUCAACCGGAAAGUGAGUUUCAAAAGAAACACAGCAGAACACACACCGCCCCCGUACCGAUUGUUUACCAUGGGAUGCUGCGCUAAAUUUGAUCCGGAAAUUUUACGGAAAAACAUCGAGCCGUUAACGUAUCAACACGUAGAAUGAUUCACAUAACUUUUUUAUACUUGCCGCAGUAAUGUCUGGUCCGAUUUCGUAUCGGUUGGUUUCUUUAUUAUAUCUUUAUAUCUAUGUUAAUACAAUAUUAAUAUUCAAAAUGUGAUCGUUAUUUGUAUUUGUAAGCCUGCUUCGCAUUAUAAUAUGCCGGUGUAAGCGUUAAAUAUUAGGUUAUAAUUGAACUAUUAGUGAAUCUUGUAAUGCCCCUACGGAGUUUGAAAUGCUUCCGGUCCGUUUAAAACAUGGGCGCCAUGAAACGGGACGCGGCAGUUUAGGUUUUAUGGCAACAGUGAGUCACUGAAGUCUGAAGUUUUGUCCAAUCUUUAUAAAACUCGCGCAUAACUUUUGUUGUAAUCAUAUCUCAGCUGAGUUGGAAAAUGCGAGCGGUUCAUUAUAAAAACAAAACCAUCUGGAGGCGGGGCAUUUUUCUUCAUAUGACCAUAGUGAACCUUGUGAAAACUCUAGAUGUCACUUUUUUCUUCAACAUAAACGUUGAAAAAUAAUGUGCUCUUAUGAUGUAUUAGCUGAUUUGGAAAAUGGUUCCGGUUCGUUUAAAACAUAGCCUUCAGGGGUGGUGGCGGUGCAGUUUUGUUUAUUUGGCUACCUUAAAAAAACUUGUUUAUACUAUCAGUCAUAUUAAGUUCAAGUCCAAGUUUCAUGAAAUUUUCUCAGCACCUUUGAUAUAGCGAUACCUUGGCCCUGUUUGAAAAUGGCUCCGAUCCUUUAAAAAACUAGCUAGAGUUUAACAUAUAAAAACACUUUAAGUCACAUGUUUUGCCUAAUAAACAUUUAGUUUAUCAAAACAAAUGUUCUUUUGAUAUCUUUGCGGAUUUUACUAAGGUUAAAGGCCACAUUUAACAUAUAAAAGCAUCACAAGCUCCAUGAAACAGUUUUGUUCCGUCGUUUCUCAACUGAGCAACCCUGGGCCUUUUGCCCUGAUGUUUUACUGUUGUAUUAAAUGUGCUACAGAUUUGUUGACAAAUCCAAGAAUGUUAAUGUAUAAAUUGACAUCAAUACCUGUGUUUCACACAUGGUGUUUUAUAACUUACUGACAUACAUGUUUGUAUUGUUUCUAACUCUCCAAAAAUAAAUGUAUACUGUG
Molecule: messenger RNA, 4275 nt
Organism: Dreissena polymorpha
Lineage: Eukaryota; Metazoa; Mollusca; Bivalvia; Myida; Dreissenidae
Exons: 2
Coding region: 267-3164 (965 amino acids)
Molecular function (GO): protein binding
Source: RefSeq, a predicted model, not a curated record